AUGACCUACUACCAUGCUUUGAUUCGCACCCACCACAUCACCUCCCGCAAAAAGGUCUCCGCGCUGAAAAGCGCCGCUCAGACCCUCAACGUCUUCGCGCUCCUCCGCUCCGGCGGCUGCCCGGGGAUAAUGUACGUCGAGGCGAAGGAUAAAGAUGCUGUUGAGUCAUGGGUUAGUGUGGUUCGGAACCUACGAUACAAGGACUUUCAGCUUGUGAGUCGCCCGGCCUGUGUGUUGGUCGAGGAAGACGCGUUGAAGACGGAAGGUAAGGGGACAGACGGUGGGAUCAAGAGAGGAGAGGCGUUCCUAGGAAAUGGGCUUGAUGAAGUGGAGAGCGUCAAAGAGUUCGGGAGUCUGAUGGCACAGAGAGGCGUUUGGCAGUGGUGGAGGAAGGGAAUGGGAUAUGCUCGUGGAGACUGA
Messenger RNA from Aspergillus mulundensis, 420 nucleotides. RefSeq lists its product as uncharacterized. The transcript has a single exon. Gene Ontology annotation, biological process: DNA-templated transcription elongation. The coding region runs from base 1 to 420 and encodes 139 amino acids. The record is from RefSeq and is a predicted model, not a curated record. Lineage: Eukaryota; Fungi; Ascomycota; Eurotiomycetes; Eurotiales; Aspergillaceae.